Molecule: messenger RNA, 1117 nt
Organism: Aaosphaeria arxii CBS 175.79
Lineage: Eukaryota; Fungi; Ascomycota; Dothideomycetes; Pleosporales
Product: PEBP-like protein
Exons: 1
Coding region: 227-796 (189 amino acids)
Biological process (GO): regulation of proteolysis; regulation of Ras protein signal transduction
Molecular function (GO): phospholipid binding; peptidase inhibitor activity
Source: RefSeq, a predicted model, not a curated record
GUUUAAUAUCGCAGGAUGCCCGAACUGCAUCUUCAAACUCCGAGAUCUGACGUAGACAGCAAGCAAACAGAAUAAACAUUAACCUACCUAUAGACUUCAAAUUUCACGAAACAUUGAACCUUCUAGCUAGCACAAAAAGACCUUCCAUCAAUCAAUCGCUAUACCCAAGUACACCACAAAAGUAUUCAAUCCACAACUCACCACCACGACCAACCCAACGCCCCCAAUGUCCUCCCUCCAACGCGUCUACGACGACUGCACCCGCACCCGCACCUCCCCCCUCCGCAUCCACCACCCCCAACAUCCCCCCAUCACCUCGCCCGGAACCCUCGCCCCCAGACCCUCCGUCACGCAACCCCCCACCUUCUCCCUCUCCUCGUCCCUCGUCACCCCAGGGAAGAAAUACCUCGUCGUCGCCGCCGACCCGGACGCGCCCUCCCCGCUAUUCUCCACGCUGCUCAGCCCCAUGCUGCAUCUCAUCCACGCGGGCCUCGAGCCGCACGGCGAGGCUGAUGAGGACGGGUGGGUUGAGCUGAAGGCGACGGAGGAGGAGGAGGCUGCGGCGGUGGGGUGGUUGGCGCCGAAUCCACCGGUUUUCUCGACGAAGCAUCGGUAUGUUUUUAUGGUGUAUGAGCACCCGGAGGGUCUAGGGAGUGGAGACGUGAGGGGGGUGUUGGGGUUGGAAGAGGAGGGAGAGGUGGGCAGGUGGGCGAGGGUGAGGUGGGAUUUGGAUGGUUGUGAGCGGAAGCUGGGGUUGGGAGAGGUGCUGGGGGGGAAUUAUUACUGUGUUGAGUGAAGGGAAGAGGAUGGAUGGGAGGAGAUUUUGUAAAAAGUGUGGGUGGUGUCUAUGGUUUCGUUAGUCGUAGAAGGGUUGAUUUUGAUUCUGGAGAUCUGGUAUCAAGACUCUAUGCUGGCAGCAAAACGACCAACCUACUCCCUACUCUUUCCUUUCAAUGCAGAUUUGAAAUCUAUAUGGCCGUGAUAGACACCUACCACUUCUGAGCCAAAGCGAUGCAGCUGAAUCUCAAAUCCCGUCCCCCAGCAUCGCUAUCCACCUUCAUGAUCCUCUUAAUCCCCAACUCCAGCGCCCUGGGACUCAGCACAUCCUCAUCAUCUC